Vespula pensylvanica (western yellowjacket) is the source of this 3761-nucleotide messenger RNA. RefSeq names its product solute carrier family 35 member F5. NCBI's taxonomy places the organism in Eukaryota, Metazoa, Arthropoda, Insecta, Hymenoptera, Vespidae. The coding region runs from base 504 to 1940 and encodes 478 amino acids. The record is from RefSeq and is a predicted model, not a curated record. The transcript has 10 exons. Gene Ontology annotation, cellular component: membrane. Gene Ontology annotation, biological process: regulation of peptide transport.
AUUUCGCAAACAGCGCCAACGAGGCGAUAAACGAAACUACGGAACGUCAUCUGAAAAUUAAUAUGGCCACAAACGGUUGUCAUUACGUGAUAACGAGAUAUAAAUGUUGAAAUAACAGUGAAAGUACGAAGAAAUCGCGAAAGAUAUUGUGAAUAUAAAAUUAUUACUAUAAUAGGGAAAAAAUCUGUUAAUUAGUAUACUACAAAAUAUGCGUUUCGACUUCUUAUUUCAAGAUGUAGAAAUAGAAUUUAUUCUAACACGAUAGAUUAAUCGUAAAGUCUUUCGAAAAAUAGAUGUUAUCAGCUUACGGUUAUUCUGAAACGGUAUAACUUCGCGAUGUAUAUAUACACAGUUAUUCCACCUGUUACCUACAUACACAAUACUAUCUAACGUUAUGUCAAUUUCAUUCUUUCUAUAUAGCAGACAUUCAAAUGUAAUUGACGUUAAACCGGCUGAAACAAACAUGACCCCCUAAAUGUAAAAUAGUAUAAACUAUUUUCAAGAUGAGUUGUUCUGUGGAAUUAAGACAACGCAGACAACAGGGGAUGACGGAGGAUCCUCAUAGACUUGCAGCAAUGAUGAAUAAAUCUCAAAGACUUGUUUUAGGACUUUUGGUUUUAUUGUUGGUUGAUAUCAUUUGGGUUUCAAGCUCUGAAUUGACGAAAUAUAUUUAUAGAGAAGCAGCUUUUGAAAAACCAUUUUUUAGUACAUAUAUAAAAACAUCCAUGUUUACUCUUUAUUUACUUGGUUUAUGCUUUUGGCCUCCAUGGCGAGAUCAAUGUAAUAGGCCAGCAACUUAUAUGUUCAUAGACCCGAAUGUCGAAGAUGACAAUUUCUACACAGAAGCUAAUACAAGUUUGAGUGAUCCAACAUUCGUGCCGAUAAAGACACCAGAUCAUUGUGAACGCUCUUCUGGUACAGAAAGCGACGAUUCUUCCAUUCGAUCUGUAAGAUUUAGCAAAUUAGCAGAAGUCAGACAUAUGUCAGAAAGCGAUGCUACAGAAGCUUUACUAGCUAGACUAAGUUAUCAAGCAAGCAUCAGAGCUGGGGAACAUGCUCGACGACAAGCUAAUAAAUUUUCUGUUCAGAAAGUAGCUAAAAUUGCACUUAUGUUUUGUUUAUUUUGGUUCUUAGCAAAUUACACUUAUCAAAUAGCACUAUCUGAAACAGAAGCUAGUGUUGUUACAGUACUAUCUUCUACGUCGAGUUUAUUCACUCUAUUCCUUGCUGCCUUCUUUCCAAGUAAUGGAGGAGAUAAGUUUACAUUAUCAAAACUAGUUGCUGUAUCUGUUAGCAUAUUUGGAUUAGUAUUAGUUGGUCUUUCAGAUUUAACAAUAGAAAGUAGUAGAAUACCAACAGGUAUAAUAUUGGCUCUAGUCAGCGCAUUGUUUUAUGCAGCAUAUAUUGUAUUUUUGAAGAGAAAAGUCGAUCACGAAGAUAAAAUGAAUAUACCAAUGUUUUUUGGAUUUGUGGGACUUUUCAAUUUAACACUCUUGUGGCCACUAUUUUUUAUUCUUCAUUAUGGUCACUGGGAAGAAUUUGAAUGGCCCGAUACUCAUCAGUGGACAUUUUUAAUCAUGAAUGGAUUUAUUGGCACUGUAUUAAGUGAAGUUCUUUGGCUAUGGGGUUGUUUUCUGACAUCAUCACUAAUAGCAACAUUGGCUAUUAGUUUAACAAUGCCAAUGUCAAUGAUAGCUGAUGUUCUAUUAAAAAAGGUCGAGUAUCCUUGCAUUUUUUACUUAGGAACCAUUCCAAUGCUAUUAGCAUUUUUGACUGUAUCUAUAUUAUCCCAUUAUGAUAACUGGGAUCCUGUUAUGGAUUUAAUAAAGAGACUGUAUCUCUGGAUUUGUCGAAAGAAUAGAUCUACAAGAAUACCAGAUCUUGAAGCGGAACAGACAGAAUCACUUAUAGGAAUAAAUAAUGGUGAACACGAAGCUUGAUUCGACAAUAAAAGCAGUCGCAUAAUGCAAAUGUUUUCUGUAAAUCUCUACAAAGGUAAUCUAUAUUUUGUUUAUGUCUAAAAUCAUUUUAUAAACAAUAUAUGCUAAGUUCAGAAAUUCUUUUAUAUGUAUAAAGAAAUAUGAUAUACUGAUAUAUACAUAUGUAUGCAUAUAUCAGUACUCUAUAAAGCAAUUAUUACACAUGAUAUAUCUGGAGAAAUUUAUGUUUUUCGUGAAAAAAUGAUAAUAGAAAAAAAAAACGGCUUUAACACCACUGAUAGAAUGAAAAUAUAUAACUUGUCAAAGUAAUUAUAACUUAUAAAAGUAAGCAUUUGUCUCUUUAGCUCGCAAAAAAUAUUACAAUACUGCCAGACAAUAAUAAUAAUUUAUUUGAAAUGAAGCUUACAACUUUUUUUUUAAGUAUUGUAUAUCUGUAAACUACCUCUGUGCAAGAAAGUAUUGGCAUUGAUCUACAACUUCGUAUAGUAUGUUCAUAUAUAUAUAUAUAUGUGUGUGUGUGUGUAUGUAUAUAUAUGAAUAUGUUCGUAUAUAUAUAUGUAUAUGAAUUAUGUUCCAUCUUAUCUAUAAUUUGAUUUAGAAACAGCUUUGUAUUAAGAGGAUCAAUGAGAGAGUAUAUACUAUUCAAUAUUUCAACUGUUUCAUAAACGUUUAAAAAUUCUAUUAAGAGAAAUACAUUUUCUCUAAAAAUUUGUUAUAUUUCAUAAAGAGAUGAAAAAUUUUACAAUAUUGUUUGAUUAAAGAACAUUUGCAUUCAUUCAGAAGAUUAUAACGACAUAUAAUAUGUAACAUAAGAACAAUAUAAUUCAAAUUAUGUAAAUAUGCAAUACUCAAAAUAUCAUUUGAUGUGCAAUACUUCGAUUUGUUAAACUUUAUAAAUGUUACAAGAUACAUGACUAAGUAUUUUAUAACGUGUUCUACUGUUGUCGUAAUUUGUCUUCUUUUGCUACAUUCUUAUUUAAUAUUUUAAGAAUCAAACAAAUUUUUGUCACAUUUCUUUAAAAAAAAAAAAUCUGUGCAUUAUGUACUUAUAUUAAUUUCAUAUUGAUCGCGAGAAUUAAAUAUUUCUCCGAUAAUUUAUGAUUACUAUCUAUAUGAAAAUAAACAUAAAAAUAAUUUUCUGGACCAAUUAAGAACUAUAAUAACAAAUUUAACACAGAAAAUGGAAAACCUAAUCAGUAUAUUACAAUACAUUAAUUUUUUAUAUUUAAUAAGAGUAUUCAUUAGCUUUAUAUCAUAUUUGUCAUAUCUAGUCAAAAUGUUUCUAUUGUCACACAUUCCUUUAUCAGAAAGUAACUUUAAUGCAAUUAAAAUGUUAUUUAAAACAAUUUAUAUAUAGACUUAUUUUGUUAUAUGAUUAAUAUCAUUGGCAAGAAAUAUAAUAUUAAGAAUUUCUCCUAACCUAAGAAGUAAUGCGCACAACAAUUUCAAUGCUAUGUUGCUGGAAAAACUAUUGUAAAGUUUUUUAGGGUUUUAUUAAAUAUUUAUUACUUUUCUAAAUUUUAACUCUAGUUAUAUCAUUCUAUAUGAAAUAUUAACAUAUAAAUAGUACGAAUGUUGAAAAUAUCUUCUCUAAAUGUUGAGGAUUAUUAUUACAUGAUUCAAAAUGGCAGUAAUAUUGUGAUAUAAUAUCAGUGCGCAAAAAUAUAAUUUAAUGAAAUGUGAAAUAAAAAAAUCUGGAUGACAUAUAGAUUAUAGAUAAGCGUUCCUGUAUCUAUUAUAAUUGUAAAUUAAAUGUAAAUAUGAAACUAGGUUUAAAAUUAAAAUUAUAUACAUAUUAUAUAAAAUAUACGAAAUUUCAUU